GGCUCCUUUCCCUUUCUAUGUUUCUAUUUUUCGCGGAAUCUCCUCUCUCUGUGACACUACAUCAAUAUCUAACUCCAUUCUCUACAUCCGAUUUAUAUUUCCUGGGUUUCUUUGAAGGGAAUUUAUCAUAUUAUUUAUGUUGAAAUUGUUGUCUUAUUCUGAUUUUCACGUUUUUGUGAACAAAUAUGAAUUUCCUUAAGAAGGAUUUCCAAUCAUCUAGAUUUAGCUUAAUGGCUGUUGUUCCUGUCUGAAUUUGCUCGAUUCAGCCAUGAUUUUUAAUUAUGAAUGCUCUUAAGUAUUAAUCUUUGGUUUUGGUAAUUGGGAUGGAGGAGCAGUGGGAGAUGCUUUGGAGAGAGAGAGAGAGAUGUAGAGAUCAUGAUCAGGCAAUGGGUGGCCGAUGAAAGUCUCUUCGCAUUGAAAGAGUAGUACGAGAGAGAGAAGUGGUAAGUGGUUGACCUUUUUCACCUUGUGCUAGAUUUAGUGAUGGAUUUGUUGGAAGGUGAGUGUUCAGAACUUAAAUCUGCAAAGGACAAGGAGGAAGCCCCAGAAAAGACGACGGUGCCGUGUUUCGAUGGGAUUGAGGCAGAGAAUAAUGGGUCUUGUGGUAAUGAGGUUGUGGGUAUCGGCCAUGGAGAACGUGUGGAGAUUAAGACCUCGGCGGAGGAGCGGAAUCAGCCGAAUGGGAAAGCAAUCGGAAUUGGACUUGAGAUGCAGCCAGUGGAGCCUCAGCAACCUUCGAAUUCCUCUGCCACAAUUGAUUCUUCUCCACCAUUACCCCCAUCGGGAGUUACCGCACCUACGCCAACGACUCCAACGACAACCUCCAAAGGUUAUGGUCUGAAGAAAUGGAGGAGGAUACGCAGAGAUUUCCCAAAGGACGGAAGCAGCAGUCCAGAUUUCAAUAGGAUCUUGAAGAGGGGACUUUCCAUCGCUGCAGAACCUACGAGACCUCGAGACCCAUCUGCUGAGAUCAAGCCUAGGAGCGAGGGAUCUAUUGCCUCUGUUAAUUCAUCUGUUAAGAGCCCCCCAUCUUUUUCAAGUGUUCCUGCUGUCAAGGGCUCGACUUUGGAUUCAAGAUUGGCGGUCGGAUCAACUGUUCCGGUCUGUACAGAUUCUGAGAACAGCGAGGACCGGAGUAGCAAAUCCUCCACGGCGGCCAGUGCCCCCACAUUGAGCUACGAUGUGCCCCUAUUCGUUGGAGCAUCCUCCUCCUCACGAGACAAGUGCAAGAUCAAGAAUAUGAGUGGGAAGAUUUCAGCUGGUGCUGCUCAGAAGGCUCAACAGGGGAAAAGUAGGAUUGAGACAAGUAAGAAGUCUAGAGCAGAAAGGUUUAAAAUUGAGAAGGAAAACUCGUAUUCCAGCCUGGAAUCCGACUCCAGAAGCUCCAAUGUCCUAUUUGUGCAGAUGGAUAGCUUCUCUGGGAUUGGUAAUGGUAGACAGAGUGAGAAGUCAUGUAAUUAUGACGGAGAGAACAGCGAUGGAGCCCAUGUAAGUGAGAUGCGGUCUAAUGAUGAAGUUGGGAUGGAUUAUGGGAAAGAAAAUGGGGUGGUAAUCGAAGAUGUUUCACAGGAUGAUGUAGCUGCUGAUAUGCCUUCGGAAGUGAGGGAAGAAGAAACUGAUAACCAUCAGUCCACAACAGAUCGGGAUCCUUUGAUUGAUUUAAUUCUUCCGCUGCAGUCAGUGCAGGAAUCACUUGAAAGAGAAAUAGAAAUGUAUGGAGAGAUCGGGCAAGAAACUGUUUUUCCAGCUGAUGAGUCCAUUGCCAGUCAUUGCUUCAUGGAAUCUCAUUUUGAAGAUGAAACAAAUAGGAGUGAGCCAUUGAAAGAAGAAUUGGGUAGCAGUCUAAAGUCCCUACAGGGGUUUGGACAGAUGGAGAUUGAGCUUGAGGAUCUGAUUAAGCAGAAGAUUGAAGCUGAAGUUGAUUAUCUGGUGAUUACUAGAUCAACCCAGAAUUUUAAAGUUGCCUCAGUAAACCAUAUCUCACUCCUUGAGGAACAGAGUUCUCUGGUAGAGGAGCAAACCCAGAUGCUGGAAAGGCUCAGAGACACAGAAAGUUGUGCUGUGUUAUUGAAGAGGCAGGCAGAGGAGUUAGAGGAGUCAUGCGGGGAGUUGCUGGAGACUGAAGGGGUUUUGGAGAUGCAGAACAGGGUUUGUAAGUUCACGUUUUGCUUUCUUAUCCAGUUGAUUUUGCUGUUUGUAGCCUUUGGGAUAUUUCUGUUGCAGCUGUUGCCCCAUUCUGUGGGGUUUGUACCUACAUAAGUGUGCAAACAAGAAUUCCUCUAUGUAUUCUCAUCAUAUAGAAAUUUGAAUGUUAAAAAGUUUUCUAGAGAGCAA
Macadamia integrifolia is the source of this 2334-nucleotide messenger RNA. RefSeq names its product WPP domain-interacting protein 1-like. The transcript is spliced from 3 exons. NCBI's taxonomy places the organism in Eukaryota, Viridiplantae, Streptophyta, Magnoliopsida, Proteales, Proteaceae. The record is from RefSeq and is a predicted model, not a curated record. Bases 484 to 2259 code for a protein of 591 amino acids.